Molecule: messenger RNA, 796 nt
Organism: Dioscorea cayenensis subsp. rotundata (Guinea yam)
Lineage: Eukaryota; Viridiplantae; Streptophyta; Magnoliopsida; Dioscoreales; Dioscoreaceae
Product: 40S ribosomal protein S14
Exons: 6
Coding region: 91-546 (151 amino acids)
Biological process (GO): ribosomal small subunit assembly; maturation of SSU-rRNA from tricistronic rRNA transcript (SSU-rRNA, 5.8S rRNA, LSU-rRNA); translation
Cellular component (GO): ribosome; cytosolic small ribosomal subunit
Molecular function (GO): structural constituent of ribosome; mRNA 5'-UTR binding; small ribosomal subunit rRNA binding
Source: RefSeq, a predicted model, not a curated record
AAAGGAUCAAAAUCUAGGGUUUCCCUGUCGAGAAGAAGAGUGAGAUAGUGCGGCCGAGGACCAGAGAGCCGGCAUCCUAGCACUGCAACCAUGUCUGGGCGGAAGAAGACCAGGGAGCCGAAGGAGGAGAAUGUGACGCUUGGCCCGACCGUGCGCGAUGGUGAGCAUGUCUUUGGUGUUGCUCACAUCUUCGCGUCGUUUAAUGAUACUUUCAUUCACGUUACUGAUUUGUCCGGAAGGGAAACUCUCGUUCGCAUCACGGGUGGCAUGAAAGUUAAAGCUGAUAGGGAUGAAUCAUCUCCUUAUGCAGCUAUGCUUGCAGCACAAGAUGUAGCUCAAAGAUGCAAGGAACUAGGUAUUACUGCCCUGCAUAUUAAGCUCCGAGCCACUGGUGGUAACAAGACAAAGACUCCAGGUCCUGGUGCCCAAUCUGCUCUUCGUGCACUUGCUCGUUCUGGCAUGAAAAUUGGUCGUAUUGAGGAUGUGACCCCAAUCCCCACAGACAGCACGCGAAGAAAGGGUGGAAGAAGGGGGAGGAGACUGUAACUUCUAUCACCCUCACCACCAAGAGGCUAUUAUGGAAUUUUCUUUUGUUAUGAACUUGUUUUAGAGCAUUUGAGUUGGAAUUUUGCACUGUCUCAAUAUUUCUCCUGUAUUAGUUGAAUACCUUUCGGCUAUGAACUUUAUUUCCAUCAUGUGGUUUGCUUUUCAAGUUUCAUAGACAAUCCUUAGUUUUGGGGAAUUUGUUUUUUGUUUUUGCCAUGAAUUGCUGAUUGUUUCACUGGAGUUUUGCUAA